This is a messenger RNA of Diospyros lotus (date-plum), 1782 nucleotides long. Its product is annotated as homeobox protein knotted-1-like 6. Gene Ontology annotation, biological process: regulation of DNA-templated transcription. NCBI's taxonomy places the organism in Eukaryota, Viridiplantae, Streptophyta, Magnoliopsida, Ericales, Ebenaceae. The record is from RefSeq and is a predicted model, not a curated record. Gene Ontology annotation, cellular component: nucleus. Gene Ontology annotation, molecular function: DNA-binding transcription factor activity, RNA polymerase II-specific; DNA binding.
AAGUUUAUUAUUCUUAUGUUUCUGCUACAUCUUUGAAUUAUAUAACUUGGGUUCAAAUAAUGAAUUCACUUACAUGCAAUCAAAUUGAGAGAAUUUAGGCUGAAUGGUCAUACUUAGUGAUUUAUUUCCCAGGUAUUGAUUGUUAUACAGUUCAACUUUAAUUUUGAAGUGUUUAAGAGAUAAAUUUCUAAUAAAGAACUAAAAUAAAAAUUGUUUUAUGGUUUUGUGGGUGUGGAACUUAUUAAAAGCAAAGUAAAAAAGAAGAAAAAAAAUUGGAAAAACAGUUCUUCCCUAUGGAACGAGGAAAAAGAGGGGGAAAAUAAAAUAAAAAAGAAGGAUAAUACAAAAAUAUAAAAAAGAAAAUAGCAAGAGGGAAGCGAUGGGCCUCCUCAGCUUCAGCAUCUUCUUCUUGUUUGUUCAUAAAUGAUACACUCGUUCCCAUUCCCACCACCAACACUUUCUCUGCUACUCCAAUUCCAACCUAAUCCAGAACUUUCAAUUCUUCAAUUUAUACACAUAUAUAUGUUUUUAACUGCGUGUUCAUAUCCAGAACCAAAAAAGAUUGCUGCUUUUUGCGCUGAAGACAGGCAAAUUGUUACUUCUUUGAAUCUGCUUCAAUUCAGAUCAAUACAUAGCUAUGGAUGAAAUGUAUGGUUUCCAUCCAUCCACGAGUGACUACGCGGACAGGGCCCUGAUGUCGCCGGACAAUCUGAUGAUACCUGCCGAGUAUCAAGCCUUCCUAUGCAACUCCUCCGGCCACCGGAUUCCGAUGUUUGGAGCCGACGAGCUGAUCUCGGGGGCCUCCGCCGUUGACUCCGAAGCCGGCUCCGCCACGCCCGGAGCGCUUCAUGAUGACGUGUCGAGCGUGAUCAAGACCAAAAUCGCUUCCCAUCCAUUUUAUCCGAGGUUGCUUGAGGCCUACAUAGACUGCCAGAAGGUCGGAGCGCCUCCCGAGAUAGCGUUCUUGUUGGACGAAAUCCGGAGAGAAAACGAUGUUUGUCAGCAAGACUCGGUUUCGACAUGCUUGGGAGCUGAUCCUGAGCUCGAUGAGUUUAUGGAAACCUUCUGUGAUGUAUUGGUGAAAUACAAGUCCGAUCUCUCAAAGCCUUUUGAUGAAGCAACCACCUUCUUGAACAAGAUUCAAACCCAACUGGGCAAUCUCUGCAAAGAUGAAUUCGGUGGUGUAUCAUCGGAAGAGGAAUUCAGUGGAGAUGUAGAAGUGCAAGAAGAUCAGGCUCGAACAAGGGUCGAAGACCGGCAACUCAAAGAUACACUGUUCAGGAAAUAUGGCGGCCAUAUUAGCAGCCUCAAGCUGGAAUUUUCCAAGAAGAAGAAGAAAGGUAAGCUGCCCAAAGAGGCAAGGGGAACCCUUCUCGACUGGUGGAAUUUGCACGAUAAAUGGCCUUACCCUACUGAAGCUGACAAAAUUUCGCUGGCCGAAACAACGGGUCUAGACCAGAAGCAGAUUAACAAUUGGUUUAUAAACCAACGGAAGCGUCACUGGAAACCAUCGGAGAACAUGCAACUAGCCGUCAUGGAUAAUCUUCCGGGACAAUUCUUUGCAGAUGACUGACGCUGCAUGCCUGUAUAUAAUAUAUAUAUAUACACACACACAUCUAUAUAUAUAUAAUAUAUAUAUGUCCUGAAACGUAUUUGAUGAUCACGAUCAUGCUUCUCUACAUGUACAUUCUGACAUGUUAUUGUCUGACAUUUGAAUUCUUGUAUUUUGAAUGCAGCGACAGAAAAAAAAAAAAAAAAAAGAAGAAGAAAGAAGAAGGUUAU